GUUAACCUCAGUCAGUUUUUCGAGGGGUACUAGACCUCAGUUAUUCUUCUGGUGAUUUGCCCACACAGACAUAGAUACAGACACUGGAACCUCAGGCUGUGCUUUCUCUCAACCUCUCACCUAGCUGGGUAUCCUGUACUGCAGCCCUACUCUACUCACCUUUGACAUCCACUCCUCACAAGGACCUCAGGUAGGUGCAGCUUUGCUGUCACAUUACAGUGCCACUGUACACUCUUAGAAAAAAGGGUUCUAAAAGGGUUCUUCGGCUGUCCCCGUAGGAGAACCCUUUUUGAUUCCAUGUAGAACCCUUUUGGGUUCCAGAUAUAACCCUUUUGGGUUCCAUGUAGAACCCUCUGUAGAAAGGGGUUAUUCAAAGGGUUCUCCUCUGGGGACAGCCGAAGAACCCUUAAAGGUUCUAGAUAGCACCUUUUUCUAAGAGUGUACACACUAUCAGCCUGAAUGAUAGUGGAUGAUCACACGUGUAAUGGUGUGAACCUGAAACCUGUGGAAGUUAGCCUUCUGCAUUACUCCAGACCGUUAGUUGUUUGAUUGGCUGCAACAAUAUGUGAGAUAGUAGUGCUGAGUGGCAAUGACCUCUUUAGAUAAUUUUAUAUUUUGGUAACUCUACAACUGUAAUCCUACAGUUACAGUCAAUGAGGAGAUGGUUGAAUUAUUUCUACACAGACAAGUGUACACUUAUCAACAUGUGUUGUGGAGUAAUGGUGUAUGGAUGUUCAUGCAUGUGUCUUUAUUGCUAAUACCUAUAGUACUUUUCUUCAUCGUGAAUAGUACUUUGAGUUGGAUGUGAAUUUAUCAAGCUUUUUCAUUUAAUUUAUUUACUUUUUAAUUUGAACAAUUUUACUUUACAACCUUGACAUCUAUUUAUUUUUGCCAUAAUGGCUGGUAUACAAUGAGAGUAAAUUCCAUUGCAAAAUGUCACUAUUUUCCUAAUGUGAUUAUUAGAGGAAAUUGUUUUGUUGUUGUUGUUGCAGUGAUAGCAUUGAUUUAUUCUGCACUAUUUUGUUAUUAAGAGAAGUUAGAUGACAGUGGUUUUAUAUGGUCCGCUGGCUGUUCGUCAGCAGUAAUUGUGUGACAAUAGAUUUCUAUUAAUCAGAUGAGAUUAGGGUUGGUGUUCCGUCGUAUCACUGGUGCUGAGUAUAUUUAGUUUGACAAUAAUGUGCUCUAUCUGAUUUUCUCAGACUCUAUCAGACCCUAUCAGGCUCCUCUUUCCUCUUAUCACAAGUUAAUAAAGAUAUGGUACAACAUUGUCUCUACUACAAACAACAUGCACUGUGUGUUACAGAGCAGACACUACUUCUGUUAUUUUCAGAGCUGUAUCAUUUGUUUUGGUUAGAAACACUCUCAGUUACAUUAUAUCAUCAAUUACCCACUACAGUGAAUGUGAUAAUGUUGUAUACAGAAGAUAGCCCUAUUUGGUAAAAGACCAAGUCCAUAUUACGGCAAGAACAGCUUAAAUAAGCAAAGAGAGACGACAGUCCAUCAUUACUUUAAGACAUGAAGGACAGUCAAUACGGAACAUUUCAAGAACUUUUAAAGUUUCUUCAAGUGCAGUCGCAAAAACCAUCAAGCGCUAUGAUGAAACUGGCUGUCAUGAGGACCGCCACAGGAAUGGAAGACCCAGAGUUACCUCUGCUACAGAGGAUAAGUUCAUUAGAGUUAACAGCCUCAGAAAUUGCAGCCCAAAUAAAUGCUUCACAGAGUUCAAGUAACAGACACAUCUCAACAUCAACUGUUCAGAGGAGACUGUGUGAAUCAGGCCUUCAUGGUCGAAUUGCUGCAAAGAAACCACUACUAAAGGACACCAAUAAUAAGAAGAGACUUGCUUAGGCUAAGAAACACGAGCAAUGGACAUUAGACCAGUGGAAAUGUGUCCUUUGGUCUGGAGUCCAAAUUUGAGAUUUUUGGUUCCAACCGCCGUGUCUUUGUGAGACCCAAUGUGGGUGAACGGAUGAUCUCCGCAUGUGCAUUUCCCACCGUAAAGCAUGGAGGAGGAGGUGUUAUGGUGUGGGGGUGCUUUGCUGAUGACACUGUCUGUGAUUUAUUUAGAAUUCAAGGCACACUUAACCAGCAUGGCUACCACAGCAUUCUGCAGCGAAACGCCAUCCCAUCUGGUUUGGGCUUAGUGGUACUAUUAUUUGUUUUUCAACAGGACAAUGACCCAACACACCUCCAGGCUGUGUAAGGGCUAUUUGACCAAGAAGGUGAGUGAUGGAGUGCUGCAUCAGAUGACCUGGCCUCCACAAUCCCCCGACCUCAACCAAAUUGAGAUGGUUUGGGAUGAGUCGGACCGCAGAGUGAAGGAAAAGCAGCCAAUAAGUGCUCAGCAUAUGUGGGAACUCCUUCAAGACUGUUGGAAAAGCAUUCCAGGUGAAGCUGGUUGAGAGAAUGCCAAGAGGGUGCAAAGCUGUCAUCAAGGCAAAGGGUGGCUAUUUGAAGAAUCUCAAAUAUAAAACAUAUUUUGAUAUGUUUAACACUUUUUGGGUUACUACAUGAUUCCAUAUUUGUUAUUUCAUAGUUUUGAUGUCUUCACUAUUAUUCUACAAUGUAGAAAAUAGUAAAAAUAAAGAAAAACCCUUGAAUGAGUAGGUGUUCUAAAACCUUUGACCGGUAGUGUAUAUCAAAUUAUCUAGAUGCUGAACAUCUAGAUUAUUUCCAUCUAAUGAACCUUUUUUUCAAUUUCCUUUUUACAUUUGGAUUUCCUUUCCUUAGAACUCACAUUCUGUUUUGACAAAACUUAUAAUAGGAAUUUCUAUAAAGGUCAUUGGUUGUAAGCAAACGUUUGUUCACUGUUUGUAGUUACAGAUAGGCCUAUUUAUUUUUAGGGUCUACUUUCAGCCACAGUCAAAUGAGGAUCCUUGAAAGGGAAGUUUGAAAACCUGCUGCUGUCAAGUGACCUUCAUGUCUUGAAGUUACGUGUGUUUCUUUAAAAUGUCAGCCUCACAAACAACAGUAUUUGUAAACACUUGACUGUAAAUCACAUCAGCCUACUGAGAUGCUGGUACUGUCUGGUUGUUGCUAUAGGUCCUAAUCAGGUUCCAACUAGGAUCUAUUCACUGUGACUGCCUAGGUUUCUCCAAAUCCUUUCUGUUGUUUCAGAGUCAGUGGUUAUCUCUGUAAGCAUGGAGGAUUCCUCUGAACAGUCUCACUGGGUGUCUCCGGCUCUGCUCAGCUCUGAUCCCCUGGCCAGCUUCUCCUCAGAGCCUGGCUUACUACCUCCAGGAGAGGAGGGAGAGCCCUUCUUAUCCAACCCUGAGACUGACUUCACCAGCCUGCCCUCCUACUUCUCCAAUCCCAGCCACAGCAGGGCUCCAACAGCCUACAGACAGAGCUCAGGUCAGAAGCGAGGAACAUAACAUAACUUUAAAAAAUGUAUGUUGACCUUUCAUAGUGUAAAUUCAUAUUGAAUAUAAAAUAAUGCACAGUUUCUGUAAUCAGGGACUCCCCUGACAACUGUGGCCUUCUAUUGUAUUUCUCUCAUACAGUUCGCCAGGUGUACUCCUCGCCCUCUCUCCUGAGCAACCUCCAAUGGCUGGACGGGCCUGGCAGCCACUCUCUGAGCUCUCCAUACAACCCAUCAUCCUCUACCUGGACCAGCAACCCUUUCACUAAGACUCCUCUGCACCCAUACACCCCAACCUCCCUUUAUGCCUCCAGCGCCACAUCCACGUUCACCUCCAGAGAUGGGUACUCCUCUCUAGGUAGGGAUGGCAACGAGAGUCCCAGACUUCAGGAGGCCCUGAAGGCCGAGCGCUUGAGUCCUUUGGGUGGAGGUGGUGGAAGCAGUUUUCUGAAUCUGACUUCAGCUGCUGGGAGUGUGUGCACACCAUCUCCCCACUCCCACUUGCACAUGCUGGGCCCCUACAGCUCGUACAUGACCUCUCCACAGGACUACAGCACGGCAGGCCUCUACUCCUCCCCAGGGGCAUGGAUGAGCCCCUCCUCCUACUCCCCCAAACUACGUAAUAAGAUGAGGCUGCCCCCACCAGGUGAGUGAGCAUCAUGCAUCAUAUCCAUGCUAUCCCAUCUAAGUAAUUUUACUCUGUCCUCUGAACGUCCUGUGGGAUUCCAGAUAAUUAUUUGGGAGCAUAUGAACAGGAGACUGAUGUAGUGUGUCUGUGAUUUGUGGCAGAGGCCAGAGAGUGUGUCAACUGUGGGGCCACUGCCACCCCUCUAUGGCGUCGAGAUGGAACAGGACACUACCUCUGUAACGCCUGUGGGCUUUACCACAAGAUGAAUGGCCAAAACCGUCCCCUGAUCCGGCCAAAGAAAAGACUGGUGUGAUACGGCAUAAGGAUUGGAUAAGAUAUGAUAAUAAUAAUUUGUAAAUUCCAUGGUGUGGACAUGCCAAUCUAUUGAUCGAAAAACACAAUGAAUCCAAAUAAACAUUGGAGCUUAUCUUUAAUCCACAGAAUUGACUUAUCUUUCUCUCUCUCUGUUUCAGAUUGUCAGCAAGCGGGCCGGGACACAAUGUGCCAACUGUCACACCAGCACCACCACACUGUGGAGACGGAACGCCAGGGGUGAGCCCGUGUGCAACGCCUGUGGACUCUACUUCAAGCUGCACAACGUGAGUCAAUGAACAAGAUACAGUGACUGUUCUGGAUUAGCUAGAGAACUACUAUUACCAGCUUGUAGCUAGCACCGCCUCAGUGGUUGAAAAGGCAAAACCCCACACAACCCCAAGCUACUGAUUCUGAACCCAAGUCAUUGAACUUAAACUCUAACCUCAAUAGAGAAUCCAAGGGGUACAGAGUUUUUUUUUUUAAAAUCUACCUCCUUUAGUAUAGUAGUAUCAGGGUAAUACCGGAGAAAGAGAAUGUACUAACUUAAGUAUGUGAAUUUAAGGCACACUUGUCUGUUGACAGGUCAACAGACCCCUUACUAUGAAGAAAGACGGUAUCCAAACGCGAAACCGUAAAGUGUCCAACAAGAACAAGAAGGGCAAGAAGAGCGCCAUGUUAGAGCAUUACCCUGACCUUUCAAAUGGUCCCCCCCUCAAUGACCACGGGGGCGCCUACUCCCUGGGUCCAGGGUCAAUGCUCUCCUAUAGCCACACCCCUCACUUCCUCCCCCCACCCUCCGGCCUGCACCCGUCUGCCAACCUGUCCUACACCAAUCACCCAAACACUGGCAUGGUGCCCACACUGGUGUGAAACAGACCUGGGCAUAUGCAGACCCAUAAAGGCAACAUACAGCAUAUACAGUGCAGACACACACUAGCCUACUGAGGAGUAGCUUCUUUGUAGCAAUGGAUGCCUUGUACAUAAAUGCAUUUAUACUUUUUUCCUUCCAAUUUUGUGUGUGAAGUUAUCUUGUCUAAACACUGGACAUAAUACUGCGCAUUUUUACAAGAUCAAAAAAGAAAAACUUUUAUGGAAGAAUUUGACUUUAUUUUGUUAAAGGCAUAUACUAUUUUUAUGAAAAGUAAAACUUUAAAAGUAAAGUUUAAACUUCCCACUGUAAUCAUUGAUACGGGUAAUGCUGGUAUGAACUUGUAGCUGUAUUUUGUAAAUACGUACCGAAUUUACUUAAAUUGCCAUAUCCCUUUUCAAAUAUUUAUGAUUUUAGUAGAAGGUGAAAGGGCAUUAAAAUGUGAAAUUGUUUUUUAUUUGCUACAUUUCUAUAUUUUGUAAUUUCUUACAAGCUCCACAUAAACAAUAAAACAUGAAUGGU
This is a messenger RNA of Coregonus sp. 'balchen', 5694 nucleotides long. Lineage: Eukaryota; Metazoa; Chordata; Actinopteri; Salmoniformes; Salmonidae. The record is from the annotation of a GenBank genome assembly.